AUGCGACAUGGCGCCAUCCGUAAGAUUCUCGGGACCUGCGCAGAAGAGAAUCCUGCGGAUCUAAGGCUCAAUUCUGUGGUGCCAGCAUUGGCAAGGCUCUAUGAAAAGGCGGGCUUGAACGCACAGAAGAUCAUCGGCAUCACUUCUUUGGACACUGUGCGGGCAAACAAAUUUGUACAUGAGGCUUCAUCGGUGCCCAUCGAGGAGGUUCAGGUUCCUGUGGUUGGCGGAUAUUCUGGUUCCAUGUCCGGCCCUUGUGCGGUGCCAAUCUUCUCGCAGGACGCGGCAGCGAGCCGCUUGGGCGAUGCCCGAUGUGCGGAGUUGAUGCAUCGUGUGCAGGAUGCUGGUGUUGAAGUGGUUGAUGCCAAGAAAGGCAAAGGCAGCUCGACGCUCUCCAUGGCCUAUGCUGCCGCCCGUUUCGCCCAAUCCGUGCUCAGCGGCCUCUCCGGCGAAAGGUGUGCUGAGCCAGCCUUUUUGAAAACCGAUAUCCAUCCUGGAGUGGAGUACUUCUCCUCCGAGGUGAUCUUCGGUCCCAAGGGCGUGGAAGAAGUGAAGGCAGUGCCGAAGAUGAGUGCCAAAGAGAAAGCACACUUGGACUUGGCGGUAAAGACACUUCAGGAGGACAUCCGCGAAGGCCUGGCCUAUGCUGAAACCGUGGACCUCGCCGGCAGAAGAUGA
This is a messenger RNA of Cladocopium goreaui, 678 nucleotides long. Lineage: Eukaryota; Dinophyceae; Suessiales; Symbiodiniaceae. The record is from the annotation of a GenBank genome assembly.